This is a messenger RNA of Procambarus clarkii (red swamp crayfish), 3126 nucleotides long. Its product is annotated as zinc finger protein 525. Gene Ontology annotation, molecular function: DNA-binding transcription factor activity, RNA polymerase II-specific. Gene Ontology annotation, biological process: regulation of transcription by RNA polymerase II. Gene Ontology annotation, cellular component: nucleus. The record is from RefSeq and is a predicted model, not a curated record. NCBI's taxonomy places the organism in Eukaryota, Metazoa, Arthropoda, Malacostraca, Decapoda, Cambaridae.
AAGAAAACCCCCGGCCACACUUGGGUGGCCUGGGGCGCCACCUGUGGCCGGGGCGGGUAACUACAAGAAGUAAACACGGUGGCCCAGCUGAGGGUCCGAGGAGGAGGAGGAGCAGCUCCAAGUUGUGUUGUGAGUUUAGAAUUGUGUAAAGCCCAGAACACUCAUUGGUCAGCAACUUGAUCCCGACUUAUCUUAAGGAACAUGUCAUUGUUGGGACAACUUGUAUGAAAAUAUUAAAGCCUUGUGGGUAAAUGAUUACAACGGUUCCCGUGCCAGAACUACAGUAGUAUGGACCAGAGUAACAUGAUAGUAGUGGUAGGAGAGCUGGAGUCAGACUCGGAGACAAUAUUGGAGGCAUCUGAAUCUGGGACACUUAUAUUUAAAAAUGUGUCAUCUCAGACUGACCUUGCAUACACAAGCAAGGCUGCUUUCCCUAUAAUAUUUUGUACUAUUUUGUCCUCAGUUAAUGAAGCUUCUACUCAAACUGACAUCCCUGCCAAAUCUAGUGUUGGUGUAUCUGCUGAUGUUAAGGACUUAAUUCACCCUUUAUCUUUGAAUAAUGUCACUAAAAUUAAGACAGAAAAACCACCAAAGGUAAUAGAGACAGAAAAAGACGUUCUUCUUGAGCAGACUAUUGAAGAUGUUAUUCUUGGCCUUUCCGCAAAUGAAGAGAGUCGGUGCAGUGAUCAGCCAAACAACUCAGUGCAUAGUGAUGGAUACGACAAUGAAACUCUUCUUUCCCCUUACCCAAGAGAUGAUGUGAAGAAUCCUGAAGAUAGUGAAUUUAGUUCUGACAAUGAUGUUGCUUUCUGGCAGAAGAUGAAGCUCAAGUCCAAGAAAAGAAAGAGAGGCAAAUUAAGGAGUGGCAAUUCAGAAAAAAGAAAGUAUUUAAAAUACCCAGCUGGCUUUAGUAAUUACAGUAUUAAAAUACCAUUUGAAGACAGCUUUUCUGUUCUGGGUAAAAUUUCACCGACUCUGCCACAACCAGAGCAUGCAGAAGAAAGUAGACAGAUGGAGAAAGAAAAUAUGACUAUAAAAAUAGAAGCAGAGGUUAAUAAUGAUGACUGGAUUACGGAUGAUGAAAUGGAUGUUGAGGAAGAAGUGGAUAUUGAUUUAGCUUUUAAACUUGAAUGGAAAAUGAAACGCCACCCUUAUAAUAGCAAGGAGAAAAAUUUUGUGUGUGAAGUUUGUGGUAAGUUGUAUUCAAAGCAUCAUUACUUAAGAGAACAUAUUGUGAGGGAUCAUAGUGACCAUGAACAAGCCAAGAAAUACCCUUUCUGCUGUCGACACUGUAAGAGAUUAUACAGUGGCGAGAGGCAGUUAAUGUACCACCAGCAGCAGCAUAGUGGCCCAUGUGAGAUCUGUGGUUUAAUGCUCAAAUGUAGUGGUCUUUUUUGGAUCCACAGAAGAAAUCACGAUUCACAGUGUGAAACUUGUUUCAAAGUAUUUCAAACCAAAAGUUCUCUUGAUAUGCAUAUGAAACUUAAACACACUGAAAAAACAAUUCCAUGUCCAAUGUGCCCAAGAUUGUUUUCAUUCAAGUUUCUUAUGAAUAAGCAUGUUGCCAAGGCACACAGUUCUGGAACAUCUUUGCAGCAUAAGUGUGAUGAGUGUGACUUUUAUGCCAGGACUGAGGGUGCUCUCAGAAUUCAUCAAAGAAGGAUACAUAAUAAAAUACCAAAAAUGCAUACAUGUGAUGAAUGCAACUCUUCAUUUAGCACCAAACUUACAUUUGAUAAACACAUGGCUCUUCAUGCUAAUGAAUGUGGUUUUGAAUGUCAAAAUGAUAUGUACUCCCAUAAGACAGCUGUACACAGUGGGUUGUCAAACGGCACCAUAACAGUAGAGCAUCAAGCGUUGACGAAUCAGUUGCAUCACAAAAUUCUUAUGUCUUAUCCAUGUGAAAUGUGCAAUAUAAUGUUUCCUGCUCGCAAGAAGCUCAGCCGUCAUCUUUUGAAAGUUCAUGGCAUAGAUAGCGAUGCAGUCAGAGAAUCAAGAGAAGUAGAGGAGUCUAUUCAGUUGGCAGAAAUGGAUGAAGCUGCAACUGCUGUAAUGCAGAUCAAUGUUAACAAUGAAGAUUUCCAGCCUGAGGUAUCAAGGAUAGAUCUCAGAGAGGAGCAUCCUAUUUUCACUCUUACUGGCGGUAAUUACCAGGGAACCAGAUCAGCCUUGUUAAUGCCGGCUAAUGUUGUACCUCCAGAUGUCAGUAUAGUGGAUAUUGAUGGUGUGCAGUAUCAUGUCAUCAGAGGCAACCAGUAGAAGACUUAAGUAGUACACUCAGUGAAUCAGACUCCUUUGACAUGACUCAUCUUGUGUAUUUCUGGUCUCAUAUUGGCAUCAUGAAUGAUAUCUCAGAACUCUUGGAUAUUAUUUGUCAGAUGUUGGUAUAUAUCUUUCUGGGCUCAGUUCUUUCUAAUGGUGAUUACCUAAGCAGUUGAUUCUUAAUUUUUUUAUGUACUGUACUAUAGUAUCAUAUCACUGAGUAACCAAUAGGGGGGAAGUUAAAUUUUGAAUGCUGUACUGUAUACGUAUCUGCAUUUUGGAGAGAACACACCAGCUGAUAUAAAUUAUCAUGUAGACAAUAUGGGAAGGUAAUUACAGUAAAUGAACUUGUAAGAUGAUUAUGAGUUUCUAUUGUUAAAGACCUAAUUUUUAGUAAUUCAAAAUUUCAGAAUCAUUCACAAAUUUGAAGAUGUGUAUUUUACAUCUAUACAUUUUAAGAUGUAUGCUGAGAUGUAUAUUUUGGCCCCACUGAAAUUUGUCUAAAGUUACAAUGGUUACUUGAAUGAUAAUCAUUCAAGAUCUGGUAAUUAAUUAAUUGGCUAACUAUUGUUUCUCUGAAUCUAAAUAGGCCUUCAGAGAUCAGGUAGAUUUAAUGAUAACUGAGGCUAUUGGCUAAUACUUUUUAAGUGUUAGUCAUUGACUAGCUUGGUUAUGAGAAGCAUUGUAUAUUAGAGCAUGUGUCAUUUAACAUUGAUAUGUGAUAUAAUGAUUGGGUAAUACAUAUUCUAGCUGAUCUAAGCUGUAACAAGUAACUGGAAAUGAAGGCUUUGUCAGUGGUUAAGUAAAAUUAGCUCUAGUGUUAUGGAAACUAAAACAACUCUUAAAACUGUGUUUUAAACACAC